UUGCAAAUCGCGUCGAAAGUCAGCUUUGCGGCCCAUGCUCUGAUCGUAAUCUCAGCCAAAAGGCUGGCACACGUAACCAAAGAAGCCGGAAUCCUUGACGAUGCUGCCAAACACCAUGCGCUUGCGGUUCAAGGCUUAAGGAAAGAACUUGCGACGUUCUCGCGAGAGAAUGCAGAUGCCGUAUUAUGUGGAUCUAUAUUGCUCCUCUUCCAGCAAGACACGUGGUAA
Molecule: messenger RNA, 228 nt
Organism: Exophiala aquamarina CBS 119918
Lineage: Eukaryota; Fungi; Ascomycota; Eurotiomycetes; Chaetothyriales; Herpotrichiellaceae
Exons: 1
Source: RefSeq, a predicted model, not a curated record